Messenger RNA from Salvia splendens (bonfire salvia), 789 nucleotides. RefSeq lists its product as uncharacterized. Gene Ontology annotation, molecular function: catalytic activity. Bases 1 to 789 code for a protein of 262 amino acids. The transcript has a single exon. Lineage: Eukaryota; Viridiplantae; Streptophyta; Magnoliopsida; Lamiales; Lamiaceae. The record is from RefSeq and is a predicted model, not a curated record.
AUGGAACCGUUUAUUCCCCCCAAUCCGGACAAGUUUUUGAAGUUGUUGGGGCUGUCCUUCAAGGGCUCGAACAUCAAUGGGAAAAUUUGGAUCUUUGUGAAAGAAGGGAUGGAUUAUGAUGCGUUGGAUGACUCGGAACAGCUGCUACAUGGGAGGUUCACUUGCCCUUGGAUCUCAACCCCUAUUAUGCUAUCGGCCGUAUAUGCUAAAUGCACGAGAGGGGAGCGACAUGUCCUAUGGGAAAAGUUGAGGGAUAUCACACAACUCUCGGAUGGGAUGCUGUGGUUUAUUGGAGGGGACUUCAACACAAUCCUCUCUUCUCAAGACAGGACGGGGAGCGACACAAAUCGUCAAGCGGAAAUGGUUGAUUUUGCUGAAGCCAUUGAGGUUUGUGGUCUUAUGGACCCAGGCUAUGAUGGAUCAGAUUUCACCUGGGCUAAGAAUGGCCUUAUGGAAAGGUUGGAUAGGGUGCUGAUUAGCGAGACGACGGCUCAAACGUUUGAGGCAAUAAGAGUCACAAAUCUCCCACGCAUCGCGUCUGUUCACGGACCUCUCCUUGUUAGAUGCAGGCCGACUAACAUCUUUACGGGCGGGAAAGCGUUCCGGUUCCAAAACAUGUGGGUCAGGCAUGAGGGAUUCGGUGACUUGGUAAAAGAAGAUUGGAUGGCUCCCACGGAGGCCGAGGGCAUCCUCAAUUUGAAGAUCAAGUUAGCAAGGAUCAAGAGUACGCUUAAAAGGUGGAACAAAGAGGUGUUUGGGAAUAUUCACUCCAACUUAAAAAACCAGUGA